AUGAACCUUAAAAUCACAAUUAAUUAACAAGCCUCAAUAAGUGAUUCACUAAUUAUAGCUAAUUUAAACUUAAUAUAAUUCUUUAGAGAUAAUACAUUCAAUAAGAUUGAAUGUGAUUAAUUAUUAACACUCAAAGAUGCUGUUCAGAUCUCAUAGAUAUUAAAAGAUCAGGGAGUUUUAAUAUAUGAAGGAGAGAUCAAUGAGUCAGUUAUAACAUACUUUUAAGCCAGUGGAUUAUAUAAUUAAGGUCAAGGGAAAUUUAUAAAAUAAGUAUUAUAAAUUAAGAAACUGAAUAUUCCACAACAAGAAUUCAAUAAUUGUUAUGGAAAAUAUGAUUACAUUGAGUAGAAAUUCCAAAAUCAAAUCAAUUUUUUCAAAUAAGUAGAUAUCAAUGGCAAAUAAGAAAUUAUUGAUGAGAACGAAUUAUUAGAUGAUGGUGUUUAAGUAAAAUAAGUAGAAAGUUGUGCAUCUAAGCCUAGAGCAUGUGCUAAUUGCACUUGUGGAAGAAAAGAAAUGGAAGAGAAAUAAGAUAAAGAAUAGUUAUUAGAAUAAUUAAAAAAUAAUUCAAUCAAAGGUUGUGGUAGUUGUUAUCUAGGUGAUGCGUUUAGAUGUGCAAAUUGCCCAUACAGAGGAUUGCCUGCAUUCAAAGAUGGAGAAUAAGUGAAAGUGUUGUAAGAUGAUGUAUUUUUAUAAGAACAGGAAGAGAAAGAUUAAGUAAAAUUGGAAAAUGGAAAAGUCAAAUUAAAGAUUUGAUUUAAUUAUAUUAAGAAUCAAUAAUUCUAUUUUUUGAA
Molecule: messenger RNA, 791 nt
Organism: Paramecium tetraurelia
Lineage: Eukaryota; Ciliophora; Oligohymenophorea; Peniculida; Parameciidae
Exons: 4
Biological process (GO): iron-sulfur cluster assembly
Cellular component (GO): cytoplasm
Molecular function (GO): iron-sulfur cluster binding
Source: RefSeq, a predicted model, not a curated record